Molecule: messenger RNA, 2561 nt
Organism: Labrus bergylta (ballan wrasse)
Lineage: Eukaryota; Metazoa; Chordata; Actinopteri; Labriformes; Labridae
Gene: spi1a
Product: Spi-1 proto-oncogene a
Biological process (GO): regulation of transcription by RNA polymerase II; cell differentiation
Cellular component (GO): nucleus
Molecular function (GO): sequence-specific DNA binding; DNA-binding transcription factor activity, RNA polymerase II-specific
Source: RefSeq, a predicted model, not a curated record
GCCAUCAGGAACUAACUGAUCAUACGAAUGUGACAAUUGGAUGUUAUGAGAGUGUUCAGGGUCCGGCUUAUUUCUUACUUUCAGUUCCCUCUAGUCCCCCGGUCUGGUGAAGUCAGUGCUCAGCAAGUUACGUGUUUCUCUGUGAAGCAAUAAGAAAAAGUUUACAUUGAUUCCAAGCUGUACGAUCCUGGAUUCUAAUGCUGCUUUGUAUGCAUGAUGGACGGCUUUGUCAUAUCACCGAAUAAUUUUCCACCUCCAAAGGCUUCAGAGGAAAUCAAUCGAAAUGACCCACAGGAAUACAGACCCUCUGCAGAGCUACACCCCUUCCUCACAAAUGUGGGAGAGAUCUAUGAAGACCACAGAUGGACCUUCCAGUCUGAGCGUGUACAGCCGACGGACUUUGACAAUUCUCCUGUGAAUCACCUCACAGAACUUCAAUCUGUGUCUUCUCAACAACUGAUACAACCGUACCGCUACAACAGCGAGCCUCUGGCCUUCCACCUGGACCCGACACUUGGAGCUCUCUCUGUGUCACCUCAAAUCCCAUUUUACACGUCGACCCUUUGCUACCAAUACCAGCCCCCUGCCUCGCCUGGCCAGUACUAUUCUGAAGAGGAGCCGAGAGCAGUCAGUCCUCCACUCGAGGUAUCAGAAGGAGAGGAUGAAUUCGGAGACCACAACCACCCGUCCUUCAGGAGAGACACAAGCAGGAAGAAAAUCCGCUUAUACCAGUUCCUCCUGGACUUGCUAAAAAAUGGUGACAUGCGAGACAGCAUCUGGUGGGUGGACCAGGAAAAGGGCAUCUUCCAGUUCUCCACAAAGCACAAGGAAACUCUGGCGAGCCACUGGGGUAUUCAGAAAGGCAACCGUAAAAAAAUGACCUACCAAAAAAUGGCUCGAGCUCUGAGGAACUACGGUAAAACUGGAGAGAUUAAAAAAGUCAAAAAGAAGUUAACUUAUCAGUUCAGUGAUGAAGUCCUGAGGAACCUGUACUUGCGUCAAUAUCCUCACUGAUGAGGGACUAACUGUCACUGAAAUCUCUAAUCUAACCAGGGAUUUGUUUCGCCUGCUUGCAGCAUCCCUUAGUUGUCCAAGCAUGUUUUCUAUUCUAUUUAUUUCUGUUGCUAUGUACAACUUUAUGGCCUUUUCAGAAAAUGUGUGCUCAAACAGGCUGGAUCGAGAUUUUUCCCUUUGUGACAUCACAAAGAGACCUCUCACCCAGAUGGGUGACACUACUAUGUGUUUGUUCUGCCAUCUGAGUCCCCCUUCUCACUGUAAAAAAUAAUCUAGCAUGAAGUGAGAAGCCCAAGCCUACCCAGCAAUAAGAGGGGCUGGAUCUUAGCAAGAAACUCUAUUCACAGGCGUAUUUUGGGGAGCUCUGAGACUAUUUUAAACUCCGUAAGAAGGAGUAUAAUAUGUGGCGUCUAAUGCCAUUGUUUCAAAAGGUUUUCAUUAAGUCAUUGUUGUGACUGACUAAGUGCCCAUUAAUUAAAUCUAUACACUUAAACCUCACACUCAAACUCUGUACAGUUAAAAAUUAGUGUCCAAAACAAUAUCCAUUAAAGUGAAAUUACAUAUUGAGAAUAUUGUAAGAAUCACGUUAGUUAUACGCCUUUAUUUGUAUUGUUAGCUAAACCAUUCAUAGUUCACUAAAACACCAUAACUGUCAUACACGUUAGUAUCAUUGAUAAGCUAGCUGUAAUUAAAAUUUAAUUUAGUAAGAUACAAACUCAUCUAUUCAGCCAGUAUUUUACUAGCAUAACACUUGUAAGCAAGCUGAAAUGGCCAACUAGCUUUAACUCUGCUCUGCUGCAUGGAUAUGGCAUGAACAGCUUUAUAAAGUCUGCUCAUAUUUCAACUUAUUUCACAGCUACCUGCCCCAGGAGUCAGGAUGAAAUAGCUGAACAAUUCAUUGAAGUAUGUAUGUAGUGCGUCAGUAGCUAGCUAUUUUGCAGCAAGCUAACAUUAGCUUUUCAAUUCAAACAACUCCCCUAAGAAAUCAAAUCCCUGCUGAUGCUAACCCUAACAUAACAGAUGGGUUUACUAAACAAAACUUUUUUUUACUUUGUGUUUGGCGUUAUUAUUCAAUUAUUGUUGUUCUUUUUUUCACAUAAAGUACACCAAAUUACAAUUGUACCCUAUCUUCAAUAAAAUACAAUACAGGAUUAUUACUAGACUUUAACCAUAUAGAUUGGCAUAAAAACCACAGAUAGUCAUUAACAGUGAUUCAAGCAACAUGAGGGGAAGGGAUGCCACACUGAAUGUCCACACUGCUGCAAAACAGCUAUAAACCACUAAUAAUUGUAAACAAUAACAAGCAGCAACAGACAUGUCCUGCUCCAUCCCCUCAGCUACCUCCACAACCCCACUGAUACAAGAAAACCACUUUCCACUCUGCUGCGUUCUUUUUGACCAUGAUGACUUCAGAACAGCCACUUUGCAUUAUGUCCAUUCAUUGUUGUAAUCUCAUACUUCAGACAGUGACAACUGUUGUAAAGAAAUACAAAGGUACAUAAAUAAAUAAAUCAAAAUGUAAAUACAUAGAUAAAAUGUGUAUGUAG